AGGUGAGCCUCAGAGGCCACAGGUGAGCCUCAGAGGCCACAGGUGAGCGUCAGAGGCCACAGGUGAGCCUUAGAGGCCACAGGUGAGCCUUAGAGGCCACAGGUGAGCGUCAGAGGCCACAGGUGAGCGUCAGAGGCCACAGGUGAGCCUUAGAGGCCACAGGUGAGCGUCAGAGGCCACAGGUGAGCCUCAGAGGCCACAGGUGAGCGUCAGAGGCCACAGGUGAGCCUCAGAGGCCACAGGUGAGCGUCAGAGGCCACAGGUGAGCGUCAGAGGCCACAGGUGAGCGUCAGAGGCCACAGGUGAGCGUCAGAGGCCACAGGUGAGCCUCAGAGGCCACAGGUGAGCCUCAGAGGCCACAGGUGAGCCUCAGAGGCCACAGGUGAGCGUCAGAGGCCACAGGUGAGCGUCAGAGGCCACAGGUGAGCCUUAGAGGCCACAGGUGAGCGUCAGAGGCCACAGGUGAGCCUUAGAGGCCACAGGUGAGCGUCAGAGGCCACAGGUGAGCGUCAGAGGCCACAGGUGAGCGUCAGAGGCCACAGGUGAGCCUUAGAGGCCACAGGUGAGCGUCAGAGGCCACAGGUGAGCCUUAGAGGCCACAGGUGAGCCUUAGAGGCCACAGGUGAGCCUUAGAGGCCACAGGUGAGCGUCAGAGGCCACAGGUGAGCCUUAGAGGCCACAGGUGAGCAUUAGAGGUGUGUGGGUGUGAACAGUCUGACUCUGUCCUCAGCUCAGCUCCAUGGAGAGCAGCCCAGCUACCUGAAGGGAGACAACUUCUUCAAAUUCACCUGCUGUGACUGUUCUGAGGACGGAAAGGAGAGCUUUGAGAGGAUGAGGCUCACCUGGCAGCAGGUGGUGAUGUUGGCCAUGUACAACCUGUCUCUGGAGGGGACGGGUCGGCAGGGAUACUUCAGGUGGAAGGAGGAUAUCUGCGCUUUCAUUGGCCGACACUGGAACUUCCUGCUGGGAACGAGGAAGAAGACGUCGACGUGGUGGAGCACGGUGGCCGGCUGCCUCUCGGUCGGCAGCCCCACGUUCUUCCGCUCAGGAGCUCAGGAGUUCGGUGAACCCGGCUGGUGGAAGCUGGUCCAGAACAGACCUCCAACGCUGCGACCGGAGGUGGACAAAGCCUCCACCAAGGCCAAAGCCUCCAAACCCACGGUGGACCCCAUCAUCACCGUGGAGGGUCUGAGGAAACGGGGCGCCAGGAACCCCGUGGAGAACGCCAUGCAGCUGAAGGAGAAGCGCUCUCGCACCCAGGAGGCCAAAGACAUCCGGCGAGCUCAGAAGGAGGCGGUGGGCGGUUACAUGGACCGCAGCGCCUCCUCCACGCCCGUCAAACUGGCCGGAGGUCGCAGCACCGGGCGCCGCCCCGAUCUGGUCCUGGAGAAAGGCGAGGUCAUAGACUUCUCCUCCCUCAGCUCCUCGGACCGAACUCCACUCACCAGCCCCUCCCCUUCUCCUUCCCCCGACUUCUCCGCCCCCGGAACCCCCGCCUCCCACUCAGCCACGCCCAGCCUGCUGUCAGAGGCCGACCUCAUCCCCGACGCCAUGCCGCCCCAGGCCCUGUUCCACGAUGAUGAGGAGAUGGAGACGGAGGGGAUGAUCGACCCUGGGAUGGAGUACCUUCCUCCUCCCAGCUCCAGCCUCGCCGCCCGUAAGAAGCUCCGCCCAGCACCGCCUCACAUCAAACGUGAAGCCGAGAGCGAGGACGACGAGGGCCGCGAGCGCGAGGAUGACUUGGAGGACGCGGUGGGACGAAGCAACGGUCCCCCUCUGUCCACCGGGGGGUGUGGUGGAGCCGGCGAGCGGAGGAGGAUCGGUCAUCCUGACAAAGUCGACGGCGGCGGCGCCCAGAGUCCUCGCUACACCGCCCUCAGCCUGUAUGAGGAGAGGAUGCUACUGCGCCGGCUGGACGCCUGCCCACUAGCGCUAGCCGUCACGCCGCAGGCCAAACGCCUCCACAGGAAGCUGCUGGUGCGGCAGGCGAAGCGGCAGAGAGGGCUCCCCCUGCUGGAUGUGGACCGAGCCGUCAGCGCCACCCUCAGCCUGGUGGGAGGGAUCUACGGAGCCCAGGAGGCGGGGGCUCUGCUGGGAGGCGGAGUCAAAGGGAAGUACUGCACCAACAGCCAGGAGCUGCGCAUCCUCGACCGCUUCCAGAUCAGCCCGUCCAGCAGAAGAAACGUCCAGAAGAACUCCGUGUCCUUCUGGCACCGACUGAUGGGAGCCGAGGGCAGUUUGGACCAAAGCAUCAAGAGUCCGUAUACGUCCCGGAUCCUGAAGCCCUACAUCAGGAGGGAUUAUGAAAGUCGUCCGGUGAAGUUGCGGCUGCUGGCAGAGAUCCGAGCGUUUCCUCACAGGAAGGAUCCUGAUUGGCUCCCUGAGGCCGACGCCCCCAUUGAUUACUGCUACGUGCGGCCCAAUCACAUCCCCUCCGUCAACGCCAUGUGUCACGACAGCUUCUGGCCCGGCGUGGACCUGUCGGAGUGCCUGCAGUACCCCGACUUCAGCGUGGUGGCGCUCUACAGGAAGGUGGUGGUCGGCUUUGGCUUCAUGGUUCCAGACAUCAAGUACAACGAGGCCUACAUCUCCUUUCUGCUGGUCCAUCCCGAGUGGAGGCGGGCCGGCAUCGGAACCUUCAUGAUCUACCACCUGAUCCAGACCUGCAUGGGGAAAGACGUGACGCUCCAUGUGUCGGCCAGUAAUCCCGCCAUGCUGCUCUACCAGAAGUUUGGCUUCAAGGCUGAGGAGUACAUCCUGGACUUCUACGAUAAAUAUUAUCCGGUGGACAGCACCGAGUGCCGCCACGCCUUCUUCCUGCGACUGAGGCGCUGACAGCUGUAGCUCCACCCCCUGACCAUGUGACUGUUUCAGGAACAAACAAAUGAAAAGCGUUUCCAGAAAGACUCGGCUGUGUUCCAGUCUGUAAAUGUUUCUGUCGUCCAGUCAAAAAGUUCCCCUUCAAUCAUCUGUUUUUAGGUUUUUAUUUCUGCAGGUGUGAGGUUCAUGAGUCUCCAGCAGGAGGCGCUGCAGGAAGCAGGAGAAGCUGCUAGUUGACUUUUUAACUGAAUGUUCUGGAAUAAAGUGACUCCUCAAACAGG
This is a messenger RNA of Acanthochromis polyacanthus (spiny chromis), 3101 nucleotides long. RefSeq names its product cysteine-rich protein 2-binding protein. Bases 832 to 2835 code for a protein of 667 amino acids. The record is from RefSeq and is a predicted model, not a curated record. Gene Ontology annotation, molecular function: acyltransferase activity, transferring groups other than amino-acyl groups. Lineage: Eukaryota; Metazoa; Chordata; Actinopteri; Pomacentridae. The transcript is spliced from 9 exons.